UCAUUCUGUCGUGCCGGUGUGUGUGGUUGUGCAGUCCUCUGCUUGCCGGUCGCUUCUAAGUCCGCUCCAGCUCGUCUAACCGUAGACGUCGGUCAGAAGUCGCCGUGGUACGUCGGCAAGCCGACCUGUGUCGCCUUCUGAGAAUCCCUGUAGCGUGCUUGCCGAAGCGGCUGAGUUGGGCGAUGGCAACUUGUCAGUUGUCUGUGAUACUGAUCUCUGCCUGCGCGGCGUUGGCGGCUGCGUUUGCGGCCGAGAUGCAGUUUGAAGUUGUACCCGACGCCGGAAGAGUGGAGCAACACGAUGUGCUAUUCCGUCAGCACCCGAACCAGAGAAACGACGUUGGUGGGCCGUGCCGUAACAGCAACCACUGCCGGCCAGGGAUGUGCUGUCUCCUGGCCAGGAACCGCACGCGCACGUGCCAGCUCAUGUCAGGCAUCGGCGAGAAGUGCACCGAUGGCCAAGUCAAGGGAGGCGCCUACCCGGACCACUGCCCCUGCCUACAAGGUAUCUGCUCCCUGAGGCGUGAUCGACGUCACAAUUUCGGCGACAACGGCGUAUGCGUACCCGAGACCCAAGGUCAACGUCGGGUGACGUCAGGGACCCGGCAGACGCAGCAGUUCUCCACGCCCUAGCGGCAUCAGGGGCAUCCAUCAGAGGCAUCCAUCAGAGGCCCAUCCAAUGCUAUUCGAACGUGCUUUGUAGGAAUUCUUUGCCGCUUCGUAUAUUCAAUUAAACUUAUCUUCGCAUUUUU
Rhipicephalus sanguineus (brown dog tick) is the source of this 751-nucleotide messenger RNA. RefSeq lists its product as uncharacterized. Gene Ontology annotation, molecular function: enzyme activator activity. Bases 183 to 632 code for a protein of 149 amino acids. NCBI's taxonomy places the organism in Eukaryota, Metazoa, Arthropoda, Arachnida, Ixodida, Ixodidae. The transcript has 3 exons. Gene Ontology annotation, biological process: digestion; lipid catabolic process. The record is from RefSeq and is a predicted model, not a curated record. Gene Ontology annotation, cellular component: extracellular region.